This is a messenger RNA of Musca domestica (house fly), 2489 nucleotides long. Its product is annotated as dual specificity tyrosine-phosphorylation-regulated kinase 1A-like. Lineage: Eukaryota; Metazoa; Arthropoda; Insecta; Diptera; Muscidae. The transcript has 4 exons. Bases 664 to 1647 code for a protein of 327 amino acids. The record is from RefSeq and is a predicted model, not a curated record.
AAAAAAAAAAUUCCAAAAAUUGGCAUUUGAAAUCUAUUAUUCCCCAAUUUGAAAACAUUCAUUGCAAAAUUCUGGUUGCAUUGAAAUUGUAGUUCAUUCGUCGCGUCGUGUAAUGUGAAUCAUAAAAAAUUACCGCGUUCAUUACAAAGUGCCCUUGAAAACCGAAAGUGUCUUAAUUUUGUGUUACCCCAUUUUUGUUUGUUUUGUUUUUUGUUUUUGUUUUUUUCGUCAGUUUCUUUUCUUCGUUUGCCGGCUUAUCUGUUUAGCUAUUCAACAACUUGACACAAUUUUGUGUUGAUAUGAAGUUUACUUCAUUUUGUGAACUUUUAACAACCUAAAUAGCAGCCGUCACAGUUGUCUGGAUGUGUCUGUAAGAAAAAGGAGAGAGAGAGAGAGAGUCAAAAAAAAAAAAAAAAAAGAGUUUUAUGUGAAAUUUUGUCACAAAAUAAUUGGGGUUUUAUGCUGGAUGCCUAAAAGCUAAACAAAAAAAAAAGCCAUAACAACAAUAACGUAAAUCAACGAAAAGUUUGCAAGUCAAACUGUCUGCGAUACAAAUACAACCUGCAGCCAAACAAAAAAAAAACGUUGUCAUUAUCGUCGUCGUCGUCGUCGUCGUCGUCAAGAGACCGAAAUCUCCAAAAGCAAAGUCACCACAUCUCAAUCAUGGAUUCCCCCAAACAAAAUCAACGUCAAAGACAGAUGAAUGAUUACUGGCACAUACCACGAGCCUCACUCUCACCAUCCUCCGCAUCAUCUGCUGUGUCAUCGGCAUCAUCAACCCAACGCAGCCAUAGAUCGGUGAACACAUCAAAGCUGACACCCACACACUAUCGGCAGCCACAACAACAACAACAAACAAUGCCACAAUAUUACGAUGAUCACCCAGUACAAAGACAUCAUCAGAAGAGUAAUCAAGCAGGCGGCGGUGGCAGUAGACGUAAUAGUGAAAUGAGUUCAUAUCAUCAUCAUCAUCAUCACCAUUCUCCUUCUCAUGCACAUGCUGUUAGUGCUGCCGGCACUCACAUAAUUGGCAAUAAGAGAGGUUCGAGGUCCUCCCAGGGCAGUAGUGAUAGUAAUAAUAGUACAAGAAGUGCGGCAUCUGGUUCUUUGCUGUUGACAGCAGCAAAUUUAGAACGCAUGACCGAAAUUCAACGCAAGCAAGAGAAACAACAACAUUCCCGUCACAACAACAACAACAGCAACACACACACAAAUGCUGCUGCUGCUGCACCCAGCUCAGUUUAUAGUGCAAAUUUGUUACAUGCCACCAGCCGAGCUGGUGACCACCAGUAUCAUCAGUAUCAAUUGGCCACUGUUUCGGGCGAAUAUGUUGCAGAUGUGGAUCAACCGGAUAAUGUUGCCGCCGGCAAGGGGAUGGCGGACGGAAAACACACUGCCAUCGACAUUGAUCCCAAUUUGAAUUUUAUUAAAACCAAAGAUUUGGACACUGUGUCCAUAGCAAGCUCAAUGCAUUUCACCAUGGUUAAUGGAGAGGCUGGUGCCAAUAAGAAGACCAAAAAGGGUCUGUGCGAUCGUGGACGCCAAGUGACGGUAUUAAUUAUUAGUAUGAGUACAAUAUUUCUCUUGCUAAUAAUGGGCAUGGUGUACGCGUUGGAAAUGCGGGCCCGUGAAAUGCCUCAAAGUUAACUACAUUUCCACAAAAUUGCUGUAUAAAAGAGUUUACCUCUCCCCCAAAUAGAACAUUUUCAAAAUAACUUCUCCUGUUCAAUGGCAGAGAAGAAGUACAAUUCUCAAGAGAGGCAGUGGAUUCUUAAGAGAGCAAAAAUCAAAAGAAAAACUCUUAAGAGAGAACAAUUUAUAGCUGUUUAUGCAGCUGAUAGUAAAACAAUUAUUAAUUUAUAUUUAUAUAAAAAAUUACAAAAAACAAAAAUUGUUAAUUGAAUAUUCGUAUAUUUUAGUAUUGUAAGUUAUUUAUUUUUCUUAAUUAUAAUACAAUCAUUUUAUGUGUAAUUUUUAUCGAAAGAAAAAAAUCAAUGAAACUCUCACACAUUCAUAGCAUUCUAUGUCAUUUCUCAAUUCGAAGAGUAAAGAAAGAGAAAACAAUGGUAUACAAGAGAUUACAAAAUGUCUCCCUCCUUUUAGCAAAAGACAAGGGAAACGUGAAAUGUUUCUUUUUGUAAGCAUUUUAUUAAAACAUUACACAAGCAAAGAAUUGUGAUCAUCUUUUUUUUUUUGAGAAGGAAAAACAAACAAAUCUAUUAAUCACAAUAAAUAAAAUUAAAACAAUUAUCAUUUAUUCAUAACAUUAAGGCUAACAACAAGAGAUCACACACAUACACACACCUCUCAUUAUGCAGCAUUCAUUAAUACAUAGCUUUUAAGUAUACAAAUAUUUAAUAAUUUUUUAGUUGUAAUAUUAGUUACCAUUUCAUUUAAAAACAAUCUAUCAUAAAAUCAUUAAAUAUCUUUUUUUAUAAAUGUUUUUAUAAUUCGUUUGUGCAAAAUGCGAAAUCAAGAGUCAGAAUUAU